This is a messenger RNA of Paraglomus occultum, 332 nucleotides long. Lineage: Eukaryota; Fungi; Glomeromycota; Glomeromycetes; Paraglomerales; Paraglomeraceae. The record is from the annotation of a GenBank genome assembly.
GAUGGUCUGCUCUUUGGAUUAACCGCAAGUAGCUCUGAUAUGAGCGCUUUCAACUGCGCUGGAAUUGGGCGAAUUGUGCCCGUAGAUAGGUCGCUAUCUGGAAACGGAACACUGAAUCAGAUAAAUAACACUCCAAAUCCACGUCUUCAAUCUGUCGAUACGGUAACCGCGAAUAACAAAGUACUGUCUACAGUCAGAAGCUCGGGUGCCAUAAAUUCCAGAGUCCCGGUCGCACCAGUUCUAUCUCGAUCAGUUAACUGGUCGAGAAUUUCACACUCUCCAAAAUCAGAUAUUAACACUCUCGGAAUACCCGUUUUAUGGGUUGGAUUAGA